CCUGUAAUCUGGGACCUUACCACGCUGCUUCCACUAAUAAAACUUUGCUAAUCAGCAGAUAAGAUAUGCAUUCGCUUCGAAACCAUUAGCCUACUAAGCAUGUCGUCUCCAACAAAUCGAGGUUUGCUUCUUCCCUUCACGCCAUAGAUAGAUGGUAGAGCCUACUCUGCUCACCAAGUAUGAUGUCUCUUCGUACGUACAGAUCUCUAAUUCCGGGAGUCCCAGUUUCUCCACUUCCGACGAGAAUCUCUGCUACUCUUAAUAGCUCCAGUUCCAGAUGCUCGCGGCGGCGGCCCGUCAAUGGCUGCUCUAACCACCCAGUUUCGCGCCAAAUAGUCACUGAGGAACUGUCGAUUUCAAAGUACAAUCGUUGGAUUCGCUAUCGCUGCAGAACAGGCGGAAUCGACGAAGCUAUGUCUCUCCUGGCCGAAUUGGAUUCGCUCGGCUCCCAUCCGGAUCCUCGUUCCUACGUUACUUUGAUCGAAACUCUCUCUGCUCUCGGGAGGACUCUCGAAGCUGAUGCUCUUUUCCAAGAAGUGAUUCGAUCCGGUCUCCACGGAAGCUACCCCCUGAGGUUUUACAACGCCUUGCUCGGCGGCUACUUGAGAAAAGGCCAGCUAGAGUUAGCUCUUAGGGUUUUGGAUCAUAUGGAACUUGAAAACGUUGAGAAGAAUCAAGAAACGUGUGAGAUUCUCUUGAACUAUUUCGUUGGCGCUGGGAGAUUGGAGGAAUCGUGGCGUGUGGUUAAUGAGAUGAAGAAGAGAGAGUUUCCUUUGACUUCUUUCGUCUAUGGGAAGAUCAUACGUAUUUACAGAGACAAUGGUAUGUGGAAGAAAGCGCUAGGGAUUGUAGAGGAGAUUAGCGAGAUUGGUUUGCCGAUGGAUGUUGAGAUAUACAACAGCAUCAUCGAUACGUUUGGUAAGUACGGAGAGUUAGAUGAAGCGUUACAGGUCUUGCGGAAAAUGCAGAGGUCUAGUGAUUUGAAGCCGAAUAUUAGUACUUGGAACUCGCUUAUACGGUGGCAUUGUCAUCACGGUGCGGUUGAUAAGGCGCUUGAGCUGUUCACGAUGAUGCAGGAUCAGGGGCUUUAUCCUGACCCUAGGAUGUUUGUGAAACUUAUAACGCGGUUGGGAGAGAAAGGGAGCUGGAACAUGAUAAGUCAAAGUUUUGAGUCCAUAAAAUGUAGAGAAGAUAGAAGAGAUACGAGAGCUAUCUAUGCAGCUUUAGUUGAGAUUGUUGGACAGUUUGGGAGUUUCCAGGACCCCGAGGAACUUGUGGGUAGACUCAAGUCGGAAGGUGUCGCUCCUUCAGCUAAUAUGUUUUGUACUUUGGCUGAUGCAUAUGCUCAACAGGGACUAUGCAAACAGACAGUAAAAGUGCUAAAGAUGAUGGAGAAGGAGGGGACUGAACCAAAUCUGAUUAUGCUGAAUGUUUUGAUCAAUGCGUUUGGAAAUGCUGGGAAGCACAUGGAAGCUCUAUCUAUUUAUCACCAUAUUAAAGAAAGUGGAUUCACUCCCGAUGUGGUUACCUAUAGUACACUUAUGAAAGCAUUCACUAGAGCAAAGAAGUAUGAAAAGGAAUUGGUGGUUAAAAUCGCAGGUUCCAGAAAUAUUCAGGGAAAUGGAAGCCUCUGGGUGUAGUGCAGAUAGGAAAGCAAGACAACUAUUGCAAAAUGCUCUUAUGGUUCUCGACAAAAGACAUUAACUAUUUGGUGCCUCAACCUCUGAUCCGUUAUGGGAAAAAAAGGGCUCCCUUCAACCCUCACCGUGGAAAAAAGGUACUCUUUAUGGAGGGCAUUGUAAUCGUAGAUGAUCACCGAACCAAUGUAUUUCCAAAGUAUGAAUUGGCUGGCUGUGUGCAUCUUCCAACUUUUGAGGCUUCUAUUGUAACAUUCAGUCAGAAUCUGUAAUCGCUAUUUGGGAAUAUUGAAGUAUCAUAUCCGGUUUGCUCUGGUGAUCGUUAGGAACCGGUUAAGUUAAACAAUUGUAUUCAGAUGUGUAUAUAAGCUUUGUACAGAUUGUGUAUGUAAUUCAUUUUUUUUUCCUAAGCACUUGCACACUUCA
Molecule: messenger RNA, 2063 nt
Organism: Brassica oleracea var. oleracea
Lineage: Eukaryota; Viridiplantae; Streptophyta; Magnoliopsida; Brassicales; Brassicaceae
Product: putative pentatricopeptide repeat-containing protein At5g36300
Exons: 4
Coding region: 180-1640 (486 amino acids)
Molecular function (GO): protein binding
Source: RefSeq, a predicted model, not a curated record